Solea solea (common sole) is the source of this 2952-nucleotide messenger RNA. It is a transcript of the gene ubl3a, whose product is annotated as ubiquitin-like 3a. The coding region runs from base 684 to 1037 and encodes 117 amino acids. Gene Ontology annotation, molecular function: protein binding. The record is from RefSeq and is a predicted model, not a curated record. The transcript is spliced from 5 exons. NCBI's taxonomy places the organism in Eukaryota, Metazoa, Chordata, Actinopteri, Pleuronectiformes, Soleidae.
AGCUGAACGCCUCGUACCCGAGCAGCAGAAGCAGCAGAAGCAGCAGCAGCAGCAACGCAGUGUGAUACCGUCACAACACUCACUUUAAAGUCCCGUUUUCACGAGAAGCACCGACACCGUGCGACGCUUUUCUCCCCUCAAUCCCUGGACGUGUUUUCAGCUCAUUUGGAGGACUUUAACCGUAAAAACCUCGGGAUACAUUUAAAUCUUUGUUCUUGUUUUUUUUUUCUUACCGAGCGAGAAAAGGGAUCCGUGUCCGGAUGUGGCAGCAGCAGUGUCGGGUUUUUUCGCAUGGCGUAGGCACCUUUUUCUGAAGCGAGAUAUUCUCGGUGUGUCGGGGAAAAGGCCCCUCGGGUCUACAUCUUAUUUACAGCGUUGUGCUUCCAUAUUGACGAUUUGUGAAGGAAAAACAUGAGCGACAUGAUUGUGCAAUAGAAAGGAAGAAGCAGACGAAGAAGAAGAAGCAGCGCUACCUCUGUGUUGACUGUGGACACAGAGAAAAAUACACCAGGGAUAAUUUUUGUUUUUGUUUCCUCCUUUAACAACAACAGCGCCGCAUUUUCCAACGUUGUGUGAACUGCUGUGAAGGAGAGGAGGUAAAGAGGGAAUAUCCGUGUCCCUUUUCCCUGUGUGUGGUGUAUGUGUGCGGUCAAAUCCCUCCGUGGACCGGGUAAACCUUCGCGAUGACGGGCAGCACUCCAGCGGACAUGAUUAACUUGCGGCUCAUUUUAGUCAGCGGGAAGACAAAAGAAUUCCUCUUCGCUCCGAGUGACUCAGCUGCAGACAUUGCCAAACACGUCUAUGACAACUGGCCUAUGGACUGGGAGGAAGAACAGGUCAGCAGUCCUAACAUCCUGAGGCUGAUCUACCAGGGACGUUUUCUACACGGCAACGUAACACUAGGAGCCCUCAAACUGCCCUUGGGGAAGACCACAGUGAUGCAUUUAGUUGCCAGAGAGACUCUGCCUGAGCCAAAUUCCCAAGGUCAGAGGAACAGAGAGAAGACCGGGGAGAGUAACUGCUGUGUCAUUCUGUAAAUACACCCGCCCACCCCACCCCCCCCUUUGCUGCCGGCCCUCAAAACCCAUCGUUCGGUUCUUGCCCUCAACUCUCUGGACCCAGUGAGCUUGUGCCCUCUCAUGGAGCCCGUCCACGAAACAGAUUUGCAUACGGAUAAACACACACACAGACACACUCUCUCUCUCUCUCUCUCUCUCUUACUUUCUUUCUCCCUCUCACAUACACACACAGGUAGAGUCCAUAGGAAGACAGUAGGCUCAGUCAAACUGAACCAGGACACAGAGUUGGGAGGAGGAAAUUGAUUAACGAUAAGUUAGCUGAUCCACUUUGUUGUACUCAAUUCGUUGUCGUCACUGAGAAUUAGAGGAGGGAACUGGAUUUGCAUGUUGUUGUUUUUUCUUUUGUCUAAUGCACACCUUUUAAAGCCUUCUGCUGUACACACACACACACACACACACACACACACACGCACACACACGCACACACUGUCUGUUACUAACUGGCUCUUUGUUGUAGCUGGUCGGAAGAGUAAUGCAGUGCCAGAGUUUGUGUGUGUGGCCUUGUUUUUUUUAUUCAUACAAACCGCUGAGAAUUUUAACCACUAACACACACACACACACACACACACACACACACACACCAUUUAAACAUCCAUUUAUACGUGCUUGUGUGAUAUCCUUCAGUGCAGCAGAUGCAGCUUAGACGUGCCUGAUCAGAGAGAACUCAAACCAGGACACGCAUGCACACGCACACACACGCACACACACACACACACACACACCCACACACACACACACACACACACACACACACCUACACCUACACCUGUGUCCUUUAUACUGCCCUCCUCUGCAUGUGUCCGUAUAGGUCACAGGAGAGAAAUGAUUCCUUCUUGGCUGCUGAGCGCCGCAGAGACCGUACACACAUCACGCAUCGCUCAGUUGUCACGUUUUAGCCAAACAAAGCCUACGCAAAAACAAGCAAACAGACAAACAGACAGGCAACCGGGUGUCGGCGGUCUUGUUUUUUCGCUUCGUUUGCUUGUCCAUGACAUUUUUGACUGCAUUUUCUACAGUCCGUGCAUAUUUUAACUGACCGACCAGUGUUGUGAUUAAUAAAGCGUCUCAUGUCAGUGACCCCCACCCACCCCCCCUUCUCCUCCUGAACGAAAGGCUCGUCCUGUGCUCCUGUUUUUAACAGUGUUGUGAAGGAUCUUUGUCGACGACUGCGGUCAUCGCAGGGGGAAAAAAAUGAAAUCCCUGCUCCUUAUUUGUCUUAAUCUGUGUCUCACUCUUCUCCUUAAUCCUCUCUCACUGCAUUAACAAGUCGACUUUUUGCACAACUGAAGCAUGUGCUCCUUUCAUCAGAUUACUAAGAAAAAAAGUGUAUAAAUGGUUUUAUUUUAUAUUUUUCCAAUGGAAGUAAUGUUCCAAACUAAGGUAACGUGUAGAAUAUAUUUAAUAUGAAUCUUAUAUAGAACAUGAUGAUUCUAGAUCUUGUUGAUAUACAGUAUAUUGGUGUUUUAGUCUAUGAUUGUGUAUACGGUUAGCCUCAAGCCAGUUCACAGUCACUCGCUGACAAUGUCUUGUGCUUAACAGCAGCAAAACCUACCCUGAUAAUCAACAAUCAACUGUAUUUUUAUUUCUUUUCUGUGCUCUUUUAUUCGUUUUUUUUUUAUUAUUAUUUGUUUAUAAUUUAAUGUAAUCCUUUUUUUUCCCCCCCUUCGUCUUUUUUUGCUUUAAAAGAAUCGCUUUGUAACAGCACUAGGUCUUAAAAAAAAAAAGAUAUUGUUUAUAUUGAUCAGGGUUCAAAUCUGUACAGAGAUAAAUGUUUUCAAACCAAUUGUAAAUAGCACUAAUGCUCCCUGUCCCUCCUCCUCCAAACUUCAAAAUGGAAUACAUCUGUAAUCUAAAUAAAGGAUAUUGAAGUGCA